UCGGAAACCUGAGGCAAGGGUGCCUAUAACCCCUGGGGAGUAGAACGGAAAGAGCACUUUCGAAAUAACAAAGGCAGAGUUCAGGGAAUCCCCACCCCCACCCCCACCCCCACUCAUGUCAAGGAAUCCUCGCCUCGGGUCGAGGAUUUUUUCCUCGAGGCGAGGAUUCCAAUCCUCGCCCCUAAAACCCGGGGGUCGAGGAGGGAUUUUUUAUAAAAAUCCUCGGCGAGGAUUCCUCGACCCGCCUCGGCUGGGGCGCGAGGAGGAGAUCCUCGGGUCAAGGAAUCCUCGCCUCGCCCCGUGCUCAUGCCUAUAUCGUGGGGUUCAUUAUGGGGGGUGGCGAGGACCCCGCUGUCCCGGCAGCAGGCCUCAAGUACCGCAUGAGUGACUACCCCACAGCUGACAACAUCAAGGCCUUCACUCAGAGCUUCAUUGAUGGCCGUCUCAAGCCCUUUUUCAAGUCACAGCCCCUGCCAGAGGAGAAUGACGGCCCGGUGACAGUGGUGGUGGGCGACUCGUUUGAGCAGAUUGUGUUGGACGAUACCAGAGACGUGCUGCUGGAGGUCUACGCCCCCUGGUGCGGCCACUGCCAGCAGCUGGAGCCGACCUACAAGAGGCUGGCAGAGCGGUUCAGCGUGGUGCAGUCCGUGGUGAUUGCCAAGAUGGACGGCACUGCCAAUGAAUACCCCGGCCUCGAGGUGGAGGGCUUCCCCACCAUCGUGUUCUACCCAGCCGGGAAGAAGGCAGACCCGGUGAAGGUCCAAGCGAGGAAAGUCAAGCAGUUCGUCCAGGCCAUCAGAGACAACGCGUCCACUCACUUUGACCUCGAGCCCUCGCCUGAGGACGACCAAGAGGAGGAAAUAGGAGAGGAGGAGGGACAAAUGGACGAUGGUGAGAUGGAUGAGGGGAGAACGGAGAGGGCGGAGGAAGAGGAGAUGGGUUACGAUGGGAUGGAAGGGGAUGGGGAGGACGAGGCGUUUGAUGAGCAGUUCCAUGACGAGCCGCUUCACGAUGAUGAGUUGUAGCGAUUGAUGAGCAGUUCGAGGGCUCGAGGUCAAAGUGAGUGGACGCGUUGUCUGCAGUUCCAGUAACAGCUACCGUAAUCCCCCGGAUAUAACACCCCGGGUAUAGUACAAAAUUCAUGCAAAAUCAGGGGGGUGGGUGCUCUAUUUCGCGUUUAGGCUAUAGCAACCUGGUGUUAUAUUUGAGGACAGAAUUUUUAAGAUGUGCAUUAGACUCAGUGCAUCAUGGCGAUUUUAGACAUUCAAAUUCCGGCUGAAAAGGCGUAUGUUUUCUCGAGGUUCGGAAUAGCCCUGGAUUGCCCAUUGCUCACGAAUUUCAUGUUUGUGUCAGGUUAGUGAAGCAAGAUUGGGGGUUUGGCGACACUCGCAAUGGACUGGACGAAAAUUGCGACGCUCAUCAGCCAAUCAGCACAGGUCUGUCGCACAAAAGAAAAAAAAAUUGUCGGCCCACUGCGCUUUUCCAGGUGAAUAUUUGUUUCACUUUGUCAUUUUCAGUACCAGAGAAUCCUGUCAAGUGCCUCGGAAAAUUUCAACUUUUGCGUCCUGAUCGUAAUCAGCAUGAAAUAGCGUGAAAAAACUGCAUUUGUUGGU
Molecule: messenger RNA, 1613 nt
Organism: Closterium sp. NIES-67
Lineage: Eukaryota; Viridiplantae; Streptophyta; Zygnematophyceae; Desmidiales; Closteriaceae
Source: the annotation of a GenBank genome assembly